AGCUUCUUCACGUAAUCGGUCUGCGCGCCCCGCGGGCGCCCGGCGAUCCACGGGUAGAGCGGGCCGCUGUGGGGGCUCUGGGAAUGAGUGGUUGAGGGACAUGAUGGGGGAGGCGGCCGUGGCCGCAGGGCCUUGCCCGCUGCGCGAGGACAGCUUCACACGCUUCUCGUCGCAGAGCAAUGUGUAUGGGCUGGCAGGAGGCGCGGGCGGGCGCGGGGAGCUGCUGGCCGCCACCCUUAAAGGCAAGGUGCUAGGCUUCCGCUACCAAGACCUCCGACAGAAAAUCCGGCCCGUGGCCAAGGAGCUGCAGUUCAAUUACAUUCCCGUGGAUGCAGAGAUUGUCUCCAUUGACACCUUCAACAAGUCACCCCCAAAGCGGGGUCUGGUUGUGGGGAUCACGUUCAUUAAGGAUUCUGGAGACAAGGGCAGCCCCUUCCUUAACAUUUACUGUGACUACGAGCCUGGCUCUGAGUACAACCUGGACUCCAUUGCCCAGAGCUGCCUAAACCUGGAGCUCCAGUUCACUCCUUUCCAACUAUGCCACGCAGAGGUCCAGGUCGGGGAUCAACUGGAGACCGUGUUUCUCCUGAGUGGGAAUGACCCAGCCAUUCAUCUGUACAAGGAGAACGAGGGACUGCAUCAGUUUGAAGAACAGCCUGUGGAAAACCUCUUCCCAGAGCUCACAAACCUGACCAGUAGCGUCCUGUGGCUUGACGUGCACAACCUGACCGGGACAUCCCGGCGAAUCUCAGCUCUGGGCUGUCAGAGCGGUUACGUCCGCGUCGCCCACGUGGACCAGCAGAGUCGCGGUGAUGACGGGGCGGGGCUCGGACAUGAGGUCCUGCAGACAUGGACCAUCCUUCAGGACGGCCCCAUUUCCCGAGUGAUCGUGUUCAGCCUUUCGGCCCCCGAGGAGACGGAGGACAGGCCACAGCGGGAGGAAUACAGCGUGCUGGUGGCCAGCAUGUUGGAGCCGGCAGUGGUAUACCGGGACCUGCUGAGCCGGGGGCUCGAAGACCAGCUUCUCCUGCCAGGCAGCGACCAGUUUGACAGUGUUCUCUGUGGCCUGGUCACCGACAUUGAUCUGGACGGGCGGCCGGAAGUGCUGGUGGCCACCUAUGGACAGGAGCUGCUCUGUUACAAGUACUGCGGCCCCGGGCGCGGGCUCCCCGGGGACCAGCGUGGCUUCCGCUUGCUGUGGCGGCGGGGCUUCUCCAGCCCCCUGCUGGCCAUGGCACACGUGGACCUGACUGGGGACGGGCUGCGCGAGCUGGCCGUGGUCUCCCUGAAGGGCGUGCACAUCCUGCAGCACAGCCUGAUCCAGGCCUCAGAGCUGGUCCUGACCCGGCUUCGGCGUCAAGUGGAGCAGAGGAGACGUCAGCCACAGAAGCUGGGGGACAGGGUGGGUUCCGGGCCCGUGGAGACCCCAGCUUCCUGAGCGCCCACUCGCCGCCCACCCCAGGUCUGCGGUAGUGCCUUGGAGCACUUGCCUUCAUGGUGGGGGAAACAUCCUGAAGGAGGGGCUGGUCCCCCCAGACCCACCCCUGGGGUGAUGGAGCCGUGGGUCCUGCUCUGGCCCUACCCCCACAUGCCCUGUGACCCACACUCCCUUCUCUGUGCCUCCGUGUUCCCAUCUGAAAAUGGGACGAUCUCACCCUCCAUGAGAAUCGGUCACUGGCAAUGAUUUCUAUAUCCAGAGGAACCAAACUCA
Messenger RNA from Cervus elaphus (red deer), 1711 nucleotides. It is a transcript of the gene KPTN, whose product is annotated as kaptin, actin binding protein. Gene Ontology annotation, molecular function: actin filament binding. The record is from RefSeq and is a predicted model, not a curated record. The coding region runs from base 101 to 1438 and encodes 445 amino acids. Gene Ontology annotation, biological process: negative regulation of TORC1 signaling; cellular response to amino acid starvation; actin filament organization. NCBI's taxonomy places the organism in Eukaryota, Metazoa, Chordata, Mammalia, Artiodactyla, Cervidae. Gene Ontology annotation, cellular component: actin cytoskeleton; KICSTOR complex; lamellipodium. The transcript is spliced from 12 exons.